Erythranthe guttata (spotted monkey flower) is the source of this 1776-nucleotide messenger RNA. The record is from RefSeq and is a predicted model, not a curated record. NCBI's taxonomy places the organism in Eukaryota, Viridiplantae, Streptophyta, Magnoliopsida, Lamiales, Phrymaceae.
AUGGGCCGCAUUGAUAUCAAUAUUGCGGUAGAGAGAAGAAAGAAGUUAGAGGAACUGCAACAAGAACCAACAAGAAGAAGAUUACAGAGCAAAAUCCGGAAAGAUAAAAGACUAACAACAAGAACAUUACAAAGCAGAAUCCAGGAUGAUGAUACGAGAAGUAAAUUCAACAAUUAUCACGUGAUAGAUAUAUAUAAAAACUAUGACUUAUAUCAAGCAGCCCAAAAUGGCAGCUCCGAAUAUUUCGGCAGAGUCCUGGACCGAGUUUCAUCAGCAGAAACCAAACAAUUUGGAGAAAUCUUGCGUAGAGUGAGCCCUGCUGGAAAUACGCUUCUACAUAUAGCAGCUAAACAUGGAAAUGAAGAUGCAGUAACUUACAUUGCUGCAAAGGUUCCAUCACUGCUAUUAAUCAAGAACGACAAUGGAGAAACUGCGUUGCAUCUUGCUGCAAAAGCUGGAUAUGAAUCAGUGGUGAAAAUGUUGGUGUUGCAAUUUGAAAAUGGAGCAGAUGAGAACUAUCUAUUAAGGGCAAAGAAUGAGAGAGGAAACACAGCAUUGCAUGAAGCAUUAAUCAACGGUAGCGAUUCAAUAGCUCAAUAUUUGAUCCAAAAAGAUCCUGAGGUAUCAUAUUACGACAACAACGAAGGAGAAUGUGCGCUGUACUUAGCAGCCAAAUCUGAUGUUUUGGAAGCCAUGUUAAGCAAGAACCCAAGUUUGAUCCAAUCACGAGAUGGUACAGGGAGAACUCCGCUUCACUGUGCAGCGUCACUAGGCUAUCUUGAAGAGGUCGGUUACUUGCUACAAGAAUAUCUUCCUAGUGCCUUUCAAAGAGAUGGAAGUGGUUCAUUCCCCAUUCAUUUGGCGUCAAUUAAAGGCAACGUCCAAGUCAUCAGCUUAUUGCUUGAAGACUGUCCGGAUCCAGAGGAGAUGCUCGAUGGAGAUGGUUGCAAUAUUCUACACAUUGCUGCAAGGAACGGAAGAUGUAAUGUAGUCAGCUACGUUCUGAAAAGUCCGUAUCUAAAGAACCUUAUAAACAUGAAAGAUAAACACGGAAACACACCCCUGCAUUUGGCAACAAUGAAUUGGCACCCCAAAAUUGUCAGUGCAUUAACAUGGGACAAUAGAGUCGACGUUACAUUGGUCAAUGACAAGGGUAUGACAGCUCUAGAUGCUGCUGACCAUUACAUGCCCGAUAAUCCCCAGUUUCCCCAGCGUCUGACCUGGGCUGCCCUCAAAACUGCUGGAACCCCUCGAUCUCUGUCUCGGGAAACUGUAGGUAGACAGGCUCCGAAGAAGAGCUCCGACAUGGAUAACUAUAAGGAAAGAGUCAACACUCUUUUGCUUGUAGCUACUCUGGUUGCCACAAUAACCUUUGCAGCCGGUUUCACUUUACCUGGUGGAUAUAAUACAGAUACAGGGAUGGCAACUAUGCUUGGAGACGCUAUAGCCAUGUACAGCUCCAUUGUAGUGGCUGUCACUCUCAUUUGGGCUCAAUUAGGUGACAUCAAAUUAGCAUUUAAUGCACUCACUUUGGCAGUGCCUUUGCUUGGGAUUGCUCUUUGUAUGAUGUCAAUUGCUUUCACCGCUGGUGUUUUCUUAGUAGUCAGCAAACUUCGAUUGCUAAGUACUGCCGUACUUGUCAUGGGCAUCACUUUCCUCGCUAUUAUGUCCAUCAUCCUAAUUCCAUUGUGCAGUUCACAUACUUCAAGUAAUCGGAUAGUACGCUAUCUGUCCUACUAUCCCUUCUACCUGUUGAUAUUAGCAAGCAGCAGCUAA